GAACGAUAUUUGCAAAUGGCCAAUCGUCGAGAAAUGGCUACAGUAUAUGUGAAGUAUUUUUCCUUCUCAAAAAUCGACGAUAAAUAGUAGUCUUAUCGGGCGAAAGUUAUUCGCAAGUGAUACACUGACUGAUCGUGCGUAAGCGUAAGGUGUUAUUUAGCGUAUCCGCGUCGGGGCCAGUGCGUAAAAGCUGGCAGCGAAAAAGUUAGUUUUCCUCAGGCAGGGCGAGAAGCAAAAGCGAGGUUGCUACCAACACUCACACACAUACACACACGGAUACACCUUUCUCGGGGUGGCCUACGGAUCUUUUUCGGUGUGUCGACUUGCGGACGGAAAGAGAUAGAGUCGCGCUGGUUGGUAUACACGACGAGCUGGGUAAGCGCAAGCGAGAAAGAGAAGCCCGGGCGACGAUGGUGUGCUGCGCCGUUUGUGAAUGAUGUGCAGUGUGCGUGAUGGUGUGUGUGUGACGAUCGCCUUCUAGGCAGGUAGGGAAAAGAAGAGGAAGAAGCGGAAGAAGACGGGCGGUGCGGUCGGGUCAGCAGCAAUAAUAUCGGCAGUGACAGGAACAGUAGCAGCAGUGCCAGUGGGGCAAAAGCAACAGCACACGAGCAGUGGAGUAGCGGACGCAGGAGUAGAGGAGGCAAAGAGGUGGGAGCAAUUGAGGAAGGGCGGAGAACCUCGUCAAGGAAGACGCGGGAAGGCAAAAGAAAACGCGUAAAAAGAAGCCCGAAACAGCAGCGCAAAAUUCGCUCCGAACUCCUCCCGGUGUGUGUGUGCUCGGAGAAGAAGACGUGUGCGUGCGUGCCUGUUUGUGUGUAUGUGUGCGGUUGGUAGACGGUCGACGUCGUCGUACAAAAUUCUAGCGACACACCAGUUACUCCUAACGCGCCGUGUGCGCCAUUAAAGCCACACUAGCUACACUUCCGCCCGUUUUUCGGUUUGCCGUGCACGAGUGUGUGGAGGACAAGUGCGGUGGCCUGGAAGCACAGCAACCACGAAGGGACAACAACGCUGAUUGCAUUUGCUGAGGCAACAUCAUCAAUAUUCCGGAACCGUACAGUUCUUCGUUCAGCUUCAUUCCUUCGUCCAGGAAGGCCAGCAAAACUGCGCAAACUUUGCACACACACACUCACACACACACGCGGCCAAGUUUCUGCUCAACACAACUGGAUGUGGAUGUGUAUGUGUGAGUUGCAUGAUUCGCGUACCCAGGAGAGAUAUUGGCAAAAAAUAAAAUAAAUCAUCAGUCUCGAACUUCCAAAUCUACUAGUGCGCUGUGAUUAAUCCCCGUCCCCUUCUAGAAGAGCGUAACUGCAAACUCACGCACACUACCAGUGCCAGAGAGCAACACACGGACGGACCGGGUAUACAUAGCUAUACGGUGGCGCUCGUUCGCACGGCUUCUCAGCUGUCAGGCCAAUAGGGGUUGCAUAAUUGCAGCGCGAUUUAUUCGACGCGCAAAGAAAUUGUGAUCGUUGCGCCGAGCAGCAGUGGUUCGCGUAGUUCGCUGCGGGGACGGUAAAGAACGGUUUGCAGACUAGUGGUCCCACUGACGGUGCGUACACUUUUCGCAGUGCAAGCGACGUUUUGCGUCGAUUGCGGCCAGUUCUGUUGUCUGUAGUGUCUGUUUGUCCACAACACCGGAAACACGAAACGGAGAAAAGAAACUUAAAAAAAAACUGCUUGCACCACACCCGUUCACAGUGCAGUGAUUUAAAUCGUGAUCGUGAUAGUGAACCUUCUGCGCAACCAUUUACCUAGUCUUGUGUUUAGUGUAUCUGUGUGCUAAGUGUGAACGCACGGUGGUAUUGUGAUUUUGGGAGCAGAAAAACAAAAUUCGAACGCACAAAAUUUGGCGACAGACGAUCCUUCCUCCAAACCGAAUACCGAACACUCCCUUGGAUGCACUUUCUUUGAAGGAAAGAAGCCAUUCUAGAAGGUAGUUAACAUUCGCGAAUUGCUAAACAAAACAAACACAUUCUCCCAGACAAACAAAUAACAAGUGCGUUUAACCGAAGACAAAUAAUGCAAAGCGCGCAAAGUGCGGCUUGAUGAAUGAACUACUUUGAACUUUGAACAAACAAACUACAAAAAACACACACAAAUCAACAACCAAAUCAUCGAUCCUACCUAAAUACAAGUUUUAAACUACACUCACUCGUACAACAAAACUCAGAACCAAAAUUAAUUGGGAUAAAGUAAGAAAUGUACCGCGUAAAAAGUAACACCAAAAGCACAUCAAACGCGGUUCCUUUCGGAAGAUAAAGGACAGAUCGUAUCCGAGUGAAAUUGAAACUGAGAUCGAAUAAUACAAAACUAUUAGCAGUUGCAGUAGCGUAUAGGAGAGAGACAAAGUAAGGGGGAAGUAGGUCGUUACCGCACAGCAAUCCUUUCCAUUCUUCGUGAUCGUGACAAUAUAUCUUCGUAGUGCUUAAAAUCGAAUAAUUCUAAUGCGAACGCGUGGUACAGCAACGCGCUGAAGUGUGUAUGUGUGUAUGUGUCAUUCGUAGAAAGAAUAAACCACCGACUAGAUAAUAACGGAGACGAUCCUGGCAUAUAUCAACGCACCCCGUAGCAGAGGACCAGAGCGGCAUCAACGACGACGUGCAACUGGCGAGAUCGCUCCUUCACCAGCAAAGAACGAAUAUUGUUUGCGUGUGUGUGUGUGUGUGUGUUUCGGUCUCGAAGACGACGUAAGGUGUGAGCGCAAGGCAAAGCAGCGCAACUUGAACGGCGGGACUCUAAUUUAGUUCGUCCAGCACAAAUUUAUAUCGCCAUCAGCAGUGAACACCGAAAUCAUCAUCAUAAUCACCCGUCUUUUUGAAAGAUAUUCUUUGAAACCCCUCUGCCAUUGAGUUCAACUUUAAAAACGAAUAAAACCAUAAACCUACAAAACUUUAAGAAUCUGACGAAGCAGCACAGCAGCGCAUACAAACACUACUUUAGCAUUAUAGGAUUGAAAGUGAUACUUUAAGCAAUCCCUUCUCGUUAAGCACACUCGUGUGUGGCUGUACUCGGCAGGAUAACAAGCAAAAACUUCAAAACAGCCUGCCAAGCAAUAGGAUUAGCUCCCGCGGGCCACGGCAUAGAUCAUACAAAGGUUGCAACCGCACACAUACAUAGAGAAAGUCAACCAAAAACUCCAAUAGAUUAACGAUUCCUAGCAGUAUUGCCAAGAUUCUUGUCGGUUGUUUGUUGAAACACGUGCGUGUGGUAAAACAAAAAAAAACAAAACAAACGCUUAGCAGACUGUAGCGCACUGCAAUUGAUCUUAUAUUACUAGUACACUACCGCUACUAUAUUACUAUUACUUCUACUACCUUACUACUACAACCAACCACCAGCAGCAGCAUAUAGUCGAAAGUAGCAAAACAAUUGUUGCUGUGUGUUGCCAUUACUCAACACUACUUCACCAACAAGUCUGAAUACGCUUUUAUGAAUUUACUUAAAAAAAAGGAAAACAAAUUAUUGCUCGAUGCCACAAAACAAACUCAACCAGUAGCACCAACCUGAGACACUAAUAUUACUACUACAACUACCAUCGUGUUGAAUGUGAUUAAAAGGAUGCUAAUUUAGCAGUCAAGUCAGUAGGGUGAGGAAAGAUUACAGCUACAAACGCUACAAGCAGCAAACAAAAAACGAGAAAAAAACGAACGUGAAACAAGAACUACAACGUCAGCUGGACUGCUACCAAACUACUAAUAUCCAUUACUACCCCACAAUCGAUCUAUGAGUCUGAAAUCACACACAAUCAGGGAUUGUUGCAUCGACAUCAUCCUCUCUUAAAGUAGCUAAUUUGUCUUGAUCGACGGGCAGGCAGAGUAACAAAAAGAAGAGGAACGACGGGUGGAUCGAGGAUCGGUCCGGCCAAUCUUCCAAGCUCGUAUCGAAUUAUUGUUGCUCAUCUCUCCAACGCCAAACAUCCAGUGGUGGUGCGUCUUCUGACCGGUGUUGCAGAACCAUAACGUUAGUAGAAAUCAAUAUAAAGAAACGAGUGAACGAGGCAGAGAGACAGGCCGAGCAAAAGAGAAAGAGAGGAGAAUCGCAAAAGUGAUACUAAAUUCCUUUAUUAUGUGCCAGUGUUCCUUAGCGGACGCACAAAACUACGUGAAACCAGCCACUAGACUAAAACCGUACAAGCAGUUAGUCGCAUCUCUCGGUUGUUGUAUCAUCGUGUUGAAGGACGGCACGAUCAACGACACCGUUGUUCUUUGUGGUAUUUAAAAUUGUUCCAAGAAGAUUCAUCAUAUACGGAGCGGACAGGACAACCAACUCCCCUCCCUCCAACCCCCUCCAUAAUCAUCACAAGCCAUCCUCUGCGUGGGGAUACAAUAGAGAAGAAGGUUAUCAUUACUAGCGGCAUAGAUCGGCCCAGUAAAGUUAGCAGCAGCUGUUAGCACUGGGUGUUAGUAUCAGUUGGAGGUUAAUCAUCAUCGUCAUCAUCAACGUAUCAGCAGCAGCAGCAAAAGCAUCCCGUGUUCAAGAUGAUGGUUGUCGGCCAGAAGGGCGAAGAGGAAAUGCAGAAUAACGAAAAUGACACUGUGAAUAUGAAAUGUGAUUUAUCUCAUUACCUGAUAGCUAUAAAGAAAACUAAACUUAGCGUAAUUACUGAAGCGGAUGAUAGCAAGCUAGGGAAGAUGGCGGUGCCAGAGCUGCAAGUGCAGCAGUUCGGUGCGGAUGAGGAUGACCAAAUUGUAGCCAUUAAGAAUUCAAAUUGCGAACCACCAUUGAAACUAAAGGAUAAUAAUAGUGAUGUAGCGGAACGGGCGAAGCAGUGGUCGUCGGAAGAGGAGCAAUGUCAGCAAAAGCAGCAAACCCAACAGAGACUAUCAGGCAGCAAAUUCGUUCGGUUCGAAGAACUCGUUCGUUUGACGCAGCUGGAAGCGACCAUCCGUCAGCAAGCGCCGCACCAUCUCCGGAUGAGGUUGUGUGGUGGGGGCGAAGACUCUAUCAAUAACGGUACAAGUGCCUGGGGUCAGCCCACCGCUACGAACAACCCGGCCGGUAGCACCUGGGGUCCCAUUGGAGGAGGCGGUGGAUCUGCACAGCAAUCCGGCGCUUCCGUUGGCCCAUCUGGCUCAUCGCAGCAACCGGGUGCCGGUGCCGGUCCAUGGGGAGCAGGCUCACAGCAAAACGGAGGUCCCGGAGGACAAAAUUCAAAGGGUAACGCAUCAUCAGUCAAUCCGAAUAACGUAGGAGCCUCGGGAGUUAGUGUCGACGGCAGUGGCAACAGUGCCGGCAGUGGUGGAGGAGCCGCCGGUCCUUGGAACGGAGCUGGAGGAAACGCACAAGGUGCUGCUGGUGGGGCGCAAGGUGGUGCUGGACCGGCAGGAAGUGGAACCAAUGCCACCGGUGCUUCACAGCAGGAUCAGCAAGGAGCGAUAGGUGGUGGCGGCGUGUCUCAACAGCAGCAAGCCGUGGCAGCGGCGGCAACAGCACAACAAGCUGGACAAGCGGGACAACAGGAUGCGGCAGGCGCAGCGGCCGCAUCAGCGGCUGGCGCAGCAGGAGCAGCGGCGGCUGUGGUCCAGUCGAGCGCAGCCAAAAACCAGCUAGAGCAUCUGAACUCGUUGCGCGAGUCACUAUUCGCUCAGGACGGCUGGGGCUCGGAGAACGUUGAUCAGGACACGCAGUGGGACGUGCCAGCAUCGCCGGAACCCAGCGGCAAAACAGACCCGAACAGCGCCACCAGUGGGCCGACGGCCGGUAUUCCGAUGUGGAAGACGAACACGGGCACAGAGCUUUGGGAGGCGAAUCUGCGUAACGGUGGCCAACUGCCUCAGCAGCAACCGCCAGUCCAGAAGACCCCCUGGGGCCCAGCAAACAACUACGGUGGCACCUGGGGCGAGGAUGAUGAGGCAAACGAGCCGGGAAGUGUCUGGAACGGAGCGAUGGGUGGUGCAGGCGUCGCUGGCGGUCCAGGCGGACCGGGCGGCGUGGGACUGCGCGAUCAGCCACCGGGCCCGCAGCAAUCACAGCAGCUGGCCGGACAGCAGCAAGGCCAGCAACCGCCGUGGAACACGGCCGCCGGAAUGGCUGGCAGUGGAGCUGGCGGUGGCGGUGGCAUGUGGCCGGGGGCGGCAGCAGGGGCUCCGGGAGGUGUUGGGGCGAUGGCACCAAACGUUCCCGCCGGUCUCAAGAAGGACAACGAGUGGGGCGCAGGCAUAGGCGCCGGUGCUCCGGCUGGCGGAAGCGGCGCAUGGGGAGCAGGUGGUGGUGGUGGUGGCGGUGCGGCCGAUGGACGUGUAGCCGGCAAUCCGGUAGCAGCCGGAGGCCUCGAUCCCACUGGGCUCGAUAUGCGCAACAUACGCAUUGCCAGCGCGAUGGAUAGCAACCGUGAGAUCCGUGGCGAUCCGCGCGGCAUUUCUGGCCGGCUGAAUGGCAACGUUGGCCUCUGGGAUCAGCAUCAGAUGUCGAGCAUGCAGCAGAAGAUACCACCGACGGCCACCACUCCCGGGACGCCUACGGGAGGCGUUGGAGCGCAAGGCGGCGGCGGUCAGUGGCCCUCGAACAACCCGCUGGGCGCGGUUAACAAUGGCGUUGCGGGUGGGGGCGGUGCUGGUGCCAAGCUGGGAGGCGGAUCCGGCUGGGACGAUCCAACGGCAGGUGGUGGCCCACCGGUGGUUGGUGGUGUGCGUCGCAACAACAUGGACGAUGGCACCGCCCUGUGGGGCCAGAAUGCGCUGAACCGGCAGAACUCCGGCAAUGUAUCCGGCUGGAAGGACAACAGUGGUGGCGGGUUGGGUCCACCCGGCACUGACGGUGGAAUGGGCCGGAACUUGAUGCAUCGCAAUGCGAUGGUCGGUGGAGGUGGUAACAUGCCCGGCAACGGAGGACUGGUAGGACGCGGUGUCGGUGGUCCCGGCGGUCCAAUGAAACCGGACAGCCUGUGGGGACAGAAUCCUGCGGCCGCACUCGGUGCCGGACCGCGCGGCGGUGCAGGCAACUGGGGCGGAGACGACGUGCCGUCCGCAGCGGGCGGUGGCAACUGGGGAGACGACAAACCGCCGGGCGGUGGUGGCAUGGGCGGCAACUCGCUGUGGAAUGACGGUGCCAACAACAACUGGAACAACAAGGCCAAAAUGUCCGCGGGCGGCGGUGGCGGUUGGAACGAUGGCGCUCCGGGCGGCGGUCCGGGUGGCAUGGACAUGGGCAACUCGGACUGGUCAAUGCCGCCACAAAGCAAGCUGCCACCGAAUGGCAACAAGAUGAAUGCGCUCGAGAUCAUUCGCUGUAGCAAGCAGUACCGGCACCUGUGCGACUUGGGCUUCAAGAAGGAGGACGUAGAGAGUGUCCUGCGCAUGACGAACAUGAACAUGGAGGAGUCGUUGGAUCUGUUGCAUCGCAGCAGUGGCGGCGGUGGCUCCGAUUGGUCCCGUCGCCCAGACGGGCAUGGUGGAUUCGGAGCGGGCGACCAGUUUGUUGGCGGCGGUGGCGUUAGCGGACGCUUUGCUGCAGCGGCGGCCGGCGUUGGUCCGAUGGCAUUCCAGCAGAACAAUCAGAACAAUCUGGGCGGUGGAGUUUUCGGAGGCGGAAAUGGUCCCGCGGCCGGUGGCGGCUCGUUUAACAACAUGAAGUUUGGCGGUGGCCACGGCGGCGCAGGUGGCAACGGUGGCGGACCGGUGGGUGGUCCGCCGGGAGGAGGAGCCGGUGUGUUUGGAGGGCAGCAUCAGCAACAGCAGCCGGGUGGGCUCGGAGGCGCUGGCGGCUUGAAUCAGCCGAACGCCCAAUCGCAGCAAAUCUCGAACCAGCAGUUGCGGCUGCUAGUGCAACAAAUACAGCUGGCCGUCCAGAACGGGUACCUGGAGAACCAGAUUCUCAACCAACCCUUGGCUCCGCAAACGCUGAUGCUACUACACCAAUUGCUAACUCACAUUAAGCAAUUGAAUGUAAUGCAAAGCAAUCUGAGCCGAACCGGUGGUGGCGGCGUGAAUGCCGUACAAAUGUCCAUUGCAAUCAACAAGCUCAAGUCGCAGAUAGCUAACCUGCAAAGCCAGAUCAACAUGCAGCAGGCGAACUAUCUGAAACAGCAGCAGCAGCAGCAGCAGCAACAACAGCAGCAGCAACAGCAGCAUCAGCACCAGCAGCAACCGCCCCAUCCGGGCAGCCUGAACGCAGCGAACGUGAAUGUAUCGGCGAUGGCAGCUGCUGGCGGCAACCCGGGCAACGAUCUCUUCCGUACGCCGUCCGAUCUAGCCGGCCUGCCGGGCAGCUUCGCCGACAUGGCACUGAAGGAGAGCGGCGGCGUCCCGUUCCCAUCUAGCGGCAGCACUAGUCAACAAUCGCGGCUGCAGCAGUGGAAACUGCCGGCAAACAGUGCCACGACACCGAGCAGUCUCGACAAGGAUGGUUCGGAUCUGACCGAUUUCGUACGUGCGCCUGGUGCAAGCUCCAAGUCUGGUCCGUCCGGAUCGGGCAUUGACGAUGGUACUUGGUCGAAUGGGCGUAGCAAUCUCGGCGACGGUUGGCCGGACUCGGGCUCACAAGACAACAAGGAUUGGCCGGGAGGCAACGAUGCCUUCAGCGAUCUUGUGCCCGAAUUCGAACCGGGAAAACCGUGGAAGGGUACGCAAGCCACACGAAUCGAGGACGACCCAACAAUCACACCGGGCAGCGUUGCUCGCAAUCCACUAUCGAUCGCUGCUGCCAAGGAGUCGAAUUUGUUUGGCGGCAGUGCAGCCAGCGCUGCAAGCAACAGCAAAUCAUCACCCACCGAAUCGACCUGGAGCUUUAACCCGUCCGGCGGUGCCGGUGGUGGCCUCCAGGGUGGAAACUACGGUGGCAAGGUGCAGAAAAACCCUUGGCAAGAUGCAAACACACCGACAAUGCCGCCAGCCGACCUCUGGGACACACCGCUCAGUGGAGCCAACGGUGGCAAGGGCCGCGGCGUGGGUAUGAUGGGUGGCAUCGGUAAGCCGGGCGGCAGCAAGCUGGAUGCAAAUGGCUGGAACACGCCGAGCACUCAGGCCGGUGGAGGCAGCACGUGGAACAGUGGUGCGUCUGCGGCCAACACUUGGUCGUCGACAUGGAUUAUGCUUAGAAAUCUAACCGCCCAAAUUGAGGGUUCCACUCUGCGUACGCUGUGCUUGCAGCACGGUCCGGUGGUAAACUUCCAUCUCUACUUGAACCAAGGCAUCGCGCUGUGCAAGUAUGGCACACGCGAGGAAGCGCAGAAGGCACAGUUGGCACUGAACAACUGUCAGCUGGGCAACACGACGAUCAUAGCCGAAAUACCCAACGAAAGUGAAAUACAAUACAUCCUGCCACAUCAUGUAGGCAACAGCAACGGUAUGACGAACGGACUGACCAGCGGCGGCGGACAGAACUGGCGCCUCAGUGCUGCUGCUCAAUCGCAGCCAAUGGUUGGCCGGUCCAAUUCGGUCGUACAGGAUGCUUGGAGCUCGAAUGCGUGGGGCUCGGGCAGCAACACUGGCUCCAGCCUAUGGAACACGCUCGAUGGUGGUCCGGGUGAUCGAGGCACGCCGGCCAAUCUGAAUUCGUUGCUUCCGGAAAGCUUGCUCGGAACAGAACUGAACUGAUGAUUGCGAAACACCACCAACGUCACCGAACGGAACUAACAGUAAGCCUGUGAACGCGCCCGAGAGCGCGUAGAUUCGAAAUCCAUCACUGCUGUUCCACCUCUACCGAGUAACAGGACGACGAGAAGUUUUAACUGCAUAAGCUAUAGGUGAUAUAAUACGAUGAUUCGCGGUAUUAGAGCUCAGCUCUCCCCCAUCAUCGUGUUGGCGUUUCCAGAUGCACCGAAGGCCGAUGACACAUCCCAAAAACAAAGUAAUAAAAUUCUCUUAGGAUAGUUAAGGUAAGCCACUAUAUGAUGGGAAGCACCAUGUUGCUGUUGGAGGAAUGGAAUUGAUGUAAUAUUUGCCACUUUAUAUAGUGUCUUAGUUCAUGAGCCAAUCGCGCAUUACAAGUGCGCACUGAUUUCAACAAUCGUGGCGGGGGGGGGGGGGACACGCGCACUCUGACGCUCUUUCUUUUCUACUCUCCUUUUUCUCUCUCUCCCUCUCUCUCUCGCAGAAUAGAACUAGUUUUAAAGAAGCUGCUGUUGUAGGAACGCAUAGCUGUGGAGGUCAACACACAUUCUUAAAACCCAACACACAAUAUACUAUGCGAACUCAUCUAUGAUGGUAGCUGAAGAAUGUAGCUAAAGAGCGCAGGCCUGCGAGACUAACGCUGGAGAAAGGGAGGGAGAAACGAACGACGGGAGUACACAGGAGUAAAACAAAAAGCAAAAAAAGAAACCUAAAAAGUGUCUUUUGAAAGUCAGCGGUUUCGCGUCUGGCGUAGUAUUAAGGUGUUGUGAAUGUUUUUAUCAUUUUUUUUAAACAAUGUAAUCUUAUACAAUUUAAAUAAUAUAUUAUAUAUAUUUGAGAAGCAGAUGGCAUGAUGGAAUAAUUAAUUGAAUAGAAAGCAAACACAAAAACAAACAAGACAGACGUUGUUUUGAGUAAGCACGAAAAGUAAUAAUAAUAAUACGGGAAAGUCUUAUGUAGAAACAAAAGCAAAAGUACCACACAACAAAUGUGAAGUGGGUUUGUGUGUGUGUUUAAUCUAAAGAAUGCUAAAUCUACGUAGGAUCCAAACAACUCGGGCCCGCAGCAUACAUUUCAAGUCAAAGAGAAAACUCUAGUUCUAGAUUCAAAAAAAAAGUUGUUUGAAGAAAACUUGUUUUGUUGAUUCGUUUAUUUUUUAAACUAAAACCAACCUACAAACUCUUCCCCACCCUUUUCUCCUAAUGAGAAAAAAAUUCCUUCCGCACCUUAUCGGCGUGAGAGAAAGCGCUUAAUCAACGAUGACGAAUUAGUUGUAGAAGAAGGCGAUACAAAACCAGGAGUGUUUGGUAGUGGAAUCAGGGAGGCGUAGGGCUAUAGGUAAAUGAAGCGCGUGUGAGCGUUUAGUGAGAAGUUGACCAAAAUUUGCUUCUCCCACAAAGGCGGUGAAAAGUAAUAAGAAAUUAACGAAAGUGUGCUACAAAUGAAAUCGAAAGCUAAUAAUGUUAUUAUGCGAUAAGUUAUUGAGUACUCGAUUUAUAUACAGAGGUAGAUAUUUAGCAUUUUGUCCUAAGUGAUUUUUCUCGUUUUGUUUUUAAAGUAAAUUAUCUCCAUCCACUUUCUUCCCCUUAUGUGGAGUCUCUCCCUUUAUGUUUACCAACCCCCACAGCCCCCCGCCCACCACCCACCCGGGGAUGCGCGUGGUGGUGGUAGUGGUUGUCGAUUUGUUUUCAAAAAGUAUAUGAUGAAGGAGGGGAAGCCUCGUAUAAAAAAAAAAAACAAUGGAGGGCACUAAAAGAAGAGUGAAGGAACGGGGGAGAAGAGAAAGUGAACGAGCUGUGGAAUACAAAAUACAUAAUACAUAUAUAUACAUAUACACAAAAUAUGGAUAUAUCAAAAGAAACAACAACAAAAAACAUUUCCUUUUUAUGACGCUUGUAGAAUUGGCUGUUUUGUGAAGGAGACAGACAUUACAUACACUCAGCCAAACAAAGCAAAUUAAUAGAGGUAGUAAUUAAGCUAAGUAAACAAUACUGACCCCGACCCGGUGUGCGGUCGUAAAUCACAUACCUAGUGUGCGUAAGGAAUAGUGCGUAAGAAUGUACCGUAAUGCGUAAGACAAAAACCAAAACAUAAAAAAGAUAGAAAAGAAAACGCAAAACAAAAAACAGGAAAAUGAUAAAAUCAAAAAACACAAAAAAACGCAACAUAACUUUACAAACUAAGUCACACAAAAGAAGAAACACGAGGCAGUGUUUGAUGGAAGAGAUGUUUCAGCAGGGGAAAAGAUUAUUUGUACCAUUUUGUUUUGUUUUUACCUUAAGCACGCUAUUUCGUGCCGCUCUCCAGUCGUAGAGAAUUAUUAGCGUACGUUACGUACGUCGUAUCGUUGCCGUGUGUUCGUUGUUCUAUCCGUGCCGCGUCGUCCUACUUACCCCCCUUUUCUUUUGUCGCAUAUACGCGCAGGUAGUCUACAGGUGAGAAAGGCUCGAGCGUUUAUGUAAGAAGGUCCCUUGCGGCCACCAACCAAAUGACAGCUAAGCCAGUAGCUAAUCCAGCUGAUCCGCAUUCGUGCUUUCCAUAGACUUAAUAAUGCUAAUGCCGCCAGCAGCAUCUCGUACCUCGUCGUCCAAGGUUCUCUAUAUUGUUUUGUUUUAAUGUUUAUUGUUUUGUUCGGUUUUAGUUUUGACUUUUUGCGUUUCCGAAAUAACAAUGUGAGAUUAAAAAGACCUACUGAGAGAGCGAAUGGAAUUACUAAUUAAAAAAUAAUAACCUAGGAAAUAGGAAGGGGAGACAGCUCUGUAUGAAUGGAUUGUUGUGUGUGCGUGUGUGUGUGCGAAUGAAAUCUAAAAGACGUGCAUACAGUGCAUACAGUGAAAAAUGAAAGAGAAAAAUCGAAAACAUGCACCUACUAUCAUAAGUCAAAAGAAACUAACAAAACCAAAACAAACAGGAAAGACAAUGAGCAAUUAGUUUAUAUUAAAAGAAGAAAAUUAAAGCACAUUUCAUCAUUUGGGAUUUUAUACACAGCGGUGAGACAAGAGAACAACACAAAACAAAAGUCACGGAUUCUAGUUGGUAGUGAUCGAUUUCGUUUCGUUUUUCAUGUGUUAUUAAACCACAAUUGAUAAGUCAUAGUAAUUUUGUUAGGGGUUUUGCUUGGUUCAAGUUGUAGGAGAAAAAGCACCUGCAACGAACGUAAAAAGCGCACAACUAAGGAAGUUUGUGUGUACGUGUGUUUGGUGUGUGCGUGUGUGUGUGUGUAUACUGUGCGCGUGCAAGUGUGUGUGUGUGCUCUUUUGUGUUUCGUAAAACAAAAAGUGAGGAAACAAUAAUAACUAACAAUCGAAAACGCUUGGAUUAUAACUAUGAAAGCCAUUUUAGCCCAUUACCACAAGAAGAAGAAGAAGUGUAGUGCGAUGAAAGUGGGAAAUAGGAAAUGAUACGUCAGACAUUAGGAAAGACAGAGAGAGAGAGCGAGUAUUGCUAGUUAUCUACUGUGGAAAAUGAGUACUGCGAGGAGAUUAAACCAAUUUUAUGUUCCUACUAAUGAGAAAAUUUGUAUAGGACACCCUCCGCAGUCAGUUGUUCAUGACUGUAACAACAGGCACACCACACAAUCUGCUGAGAUCCCAAAAUCGGUCACGGACCCCGAAUGCUGGCAAGAGAAGAAACCACAUGUAAUUCCAUUCUAAGACUAUUCUUAAGUGAGGGGUAUGGGUGUGUGUGUGUGUGUGUGCGUGUUUGUUCAAUCCAAAGUCUUAUGCGUUGUAUCUGGUGAAGGGAGACAACCAUUAUCAACAAGUCCCCGAAUGUAUCAGUUAAGUGAGCAAAGGUCAGUUAAAUGUGGUUAUUUAAGUUUUGUGUUUUGCUCAAAACGUUCUUAUUUUGGCGUUUUGCUACAAUUUGGAAAAGCUCAGCCGUGUAUCACACUAUUGCUAAUAAACCGGCGUUUACCCGCGUGUUGCGUAAACGUUUGUAUUAGACUGAACUGGAAAACAUAACGAAGCUAUAAUUUCACCAUGGUUCAACCCAGAGCACAAACGGACCAGUGUCUGCGCGUGUCUAAGCCUUUAAGCGAGAGACGUGUGUUCCCUGUUAUGUUAACAUCUUAUCAGGAUUAUUAUAAAUCAUUUAACCAUUACUCUUUCCAUCUGCAUUCCGCGAUGAAUAUGAUUAUGUUGUUAUAGUUUUUUUCUUUCUCUGUGCUAAGCCAUAAUACGAUAAAGCGAAAAGGGAAGUGCGUGUGUGUGUUUGUGUGUGCAUGUGUGUGUGUUUGUUUGUGAUAUAAGUUAUACAGCAGCAAGCACGCAAAACCAAUCUCAACCAAAGUACGAAUGCCAAGGCAGGGUGGUGGAAGGGGUGAUGUUGUAGAGCGAGGAUUGUUAAACCAGGGAUAAGUCGGAGAAAAUCGGAAACAUAAUAUUUUCUCACGUGUGUCGCGCGUGUGAUUUCCAUCAUGCAAAAUCCGGUGCCUGUUCUUUCCGCACACGAAACAAAAAACCGCCCCCGGCAAAAGCAAUGUAUGAAGUGCCUAUAACAGGAAUAGCAUGUGUAUCAUCACUAUUAUGUGUAUUAAAUCGAACGUUUUAUGGUUUAGUUUUUGUGCAUUUGAGUUAAACCCGGUUGUGCUGUGGUAGCUCUUUCGUUAAAGAGAAGGGAGAAUGAAACACAAUCAGUAACAAAAGCGGAAACAAUAUAUCGCCAUUUCGUUGUUAACGUUGUUUACUAAAGCAAUGAGUGCAAUUUUUGGCUAAACAAUUAUUAUAGUAACAUAAGAUAGCGAUCUUUGGAUAAGUAUUUUUUUCUCUAUUUCGCUGCACGAAGGAAGCGCACCAGAGCCAUCACACGUCAUUUCUGGGCAAGUUUAGUAUAUAAAUGUGACACACACACACAUACACACACAUACACACCGGUAGACAUAUUUUGUGUACGCAAACGCAAUACUCUUUUUCUAUUCACUCCAUAGCGGAGUCGCGUAAAUCAGGGGUUUAGGAUGACAAGGAAACACAAGAUGUGCUAGCAAAAUGACUCACACAUACACACACACGCACACGCACAUAGAGAUACGAUUCUGUUCAACAAAAAGGAUAUGCGCAAUAGGAGGUGGUGGACUCAUCCUCCCUUCUCCCUAACCGCACACAGUAGUAUUGCGGGCGUAUGUUGUGUGCCAAAGGAAUAACACUACAACAGCGCUUGUCUUGUUUAGCUGCACUUUAUUUACUCUGUACACGUUAGGCUUUUUGGUUUUAGGAAGGACAAAUCGCUACUAUUAUUAUAUGCUAUUGUCAAACUCAUGUCUCAUGUCAUACACUCCGCCAGAUACACUCCGAAAUGCUAGUUUUCUGUAAGAACAAAAGUAACGCUAGACAAAACAAAGGGAAAUAAUAACAACACACACUCUGCAGCGUGAGGAAAUGGGGAUAUGGGUACACUACCAGUGAGAAUAAAGCAGGCACGGUCCGGGUUUCUAUUUCCGGGCCAGUGUGGAGUGAUUUGCCGAACCGAUCAAACGCCGCGCGCAUGUAGAAUUGAUGAAAGAUUGAGCACAAAGCAAAAGUUAAGUACCCUCCCCGUCUCCCCUCACCCCUCCUCUCCCGUAACGGUUGGAUAAUUCCAUCCAAUUGAUAUCUAACUCCAGGCAAUAUACAGUAGAUAUAUGUAAAAAUGCACACAACCCGUGCUCAAAAAUAUCGUGAAUGUCCCUCAUUUAGUGUGUUAGCAGGUAGUGCGCGUAGUUUGGCCGUUGAACCUAUUUACCGUAUUUAGCUGUGUAAGAAUGUGCGAAAAGAAGAAAGUAUACCUUUUAAGCCAUCUGCCACCAAUGAUGUAAGGGAUAGGCCGAGUUUAUCAAGAAUACGAUGGUAGAAACAGAGCGUAAGCGAAGCAAACGAGUAGCUUUAUGUCGUCUAUCUGUUUAUGACUCACACCUAUCAAACUGCAACGCUAAUUGCAAACAAAAAGCCCUGUCUACUAAAAACGCAGUCGACUGGGAUGGAAGUCAAUAAAGCAACUCUCUCCCCAAAGUGCCCAGGUUCGGGAGCAAAGGCAGGGUUUGUCGCGAAUAUAGAAACCUAUAUAAGAUGAUGAAUUUGUGAUAUUCUACUUUCCAUACCACACAACUCACAAACACAUAAAUAAAACAGAGCAUAUGUUUGAUUUCUGAAUAAAACGUCCCGAAUAGAAGAAGCUGUCUGUAACUAAUACAUUUACCUCAAUAUAAUUGGUAAAGUUCAGUGGGGAAGUGUGAGAACCAUCGGUGAGCGGGAGGGUUGAAAAUCGAAUCAGAGUGCGCGCGUGUGUGUGUGUGCGUACCGUUAGUUUUAGCAGGUAAGGAAAGUGGGCAAGGCAAAGGAAAGCUAUAGGGAAGUGCAGACAAAGGACAAACAUAACUAUGGUGCUUUAAAUUUGUAAACCAAUGUAUGCUCAAUUGAAAAACAGCCACACUAGAAUUUGCAGUGUGUGCAGUUUUGUGUUAUUUUAGAAAGCAAAGCGAACUGAUGAAGAGUCCAUUAAAACAGUACUCGGAAGCCCAAUCCCACACAUACAUUCACACACAAACACACAUACGCACAUACGCAUGCUCCAUGUACUGUUUCUUUCGUUUUUCUUUCCCGCUUUUCGAGGAUGCUGAUACACACUUAGCCUGUUUAGUAAGACUAGUUUUUAACCACCGAAAUGUGUGUUCCAUGUACGAGUGUGAUGGGAUAAGGAAGAAAUUUACGCACCUUUUUGUUUCCAUUUCAUUCCCCGGGUACUACCUUCCAGUGAGUACUACUAUGAACGCCACCGCUGUCUUCCAAACAAAGUUUAAGUGUCUUUCCAAAGCUUCUGUUUUCUGUGAAAUCUAAAGUAAAACAGUCAGUCAGAAAUCAAAUUUGUAAACUUUAAUCCAUGCUAACACCCUACCAGUUGUGUGCCACACAUAGGGAAAAGGUGGUCUCUCGUUUUUAGCCUAGUGCCAAACUUCUUGCUGCUAGCAUGUGAUCCUAAACACGAAUCCUUCCGGUGACAGACCGAUAGACAUAGUAGAUAUGGCGAUAUUGUUGUUACUCUUGGAUGGCGUUUUCUUUUCUUGGCAAACGACCAUUUCAAUGUGGCCGUUAUUUCAAACGAUUACCAAACUUCUAUUCUAAAAAAGAAAGUCACACAUCUCAGUAUAGCCCCAGUAUAAAAGCCUCGAACGCGGAUGUGAUGCGGGGACGUACUCGACUAGUGCAAUACUUACGCUGGUGUGUAAUAACACAGCAACUUUAACGACGAAUAUGACAAUGCAAUGGCAACUAGGAUAGACGGAAUGACAAGCAGUGUGUGUGUGUGUGUAGCAUAUAUUUACCAUAUUAGUUGUUCUGCAGCCAGCAUGUUCGGUUUGCGCAGUAGGCUUGCUAGCUAUCAGUGUCCUUUGAGUAAGUUCUCGCUGUGGCAACUCCGCCGUAUGCAGACAGUUCACGCACACCCGCCAAACACACCGUACACAUGCACACAUAUAAACGCACGUGAAUUCAAGCUUAAGGAAAUGCAAUGAAGAAAUCAACGAGCAAUGGGAGUAAAAUCUCCUUUACAAUGAUCAAAGUGUGAUAACAAGUGGUGACGACACAAAACAAAACAAGCAAAGUGAAGCAAACGGAAAUAUAACUGGGCAAUAUUACGCGAAAAACUUUGGUAGGUUUCAAACCAAAUCAGUAAUAGUUUGCGGAUAAUAUGUUGUUGGCGAGCGUAAGUGUGAACAGCAGCUAGAAACGAGCGAAACAUUCAAAUCGAGUUAAGCAAUGAGAGAGAAAAAAAACGACAGGAACCGACACUAGUGCAGGAAUCUUAACUUUAAGAACUAUGUUUUUGUUACUUUAACAGGCUAUACGUCAUACAAUGUUUUCUUUUCCACGGUUGUGUUGUUAUCUGCAAAUAGAACUUGAAAUCUUUGAAAUUAGUAGUUACAACGCAAUGCAAAGGUUAACACAACAUAGAAAACGUUCAACCAACUACCCCGCGAAGGCUGUUAAACUAACUACCUAUUUGCUCAGAUUUAAGUUGCUUUAAUUGUGUAAAGGAUUUUGAUUUAAACUAUUUGUUAACCAUAUCUUCCACGCAGCACUCUCUACACAACGACACACGAACACGAAACCCGGCAAACCAGAUACUAGUGAAGCACAUUCCAAAAACAUCCAUUCGAGCUUUAUACUUACGCGAGAGAAGUAGGCCGUGAGCGGUGCUAGUUAUGUUUUGAAGUAUGAAAAUGAGUUGGAAAGAUUAAACUCGGAGGCUCUCAAAAACGUCCUGUAAAUCGUGCGAUCGUCCUGGUGGUGUGUACGCGUAUUUGCUAACGCAUCCUUUUCGCAUCCAACGACUUGCUUGCUUGGAGGAAAGUGAUAAAAUGUGAAAUGCAGUGCUCAUUGAAUUGACAGUCAGAACAAACCAAUUGGGAAACAAACACCCGAAUGUGUUACAGCGUUAGAGAAGAAGUACAUUAAAAAAAAAACAACUAAGAAUAAAUGGCAUGGGGAAAGAAGAACAACAAUGUAAUCAAACUAUGAAGGGACAACCAAUUAGACAAGCUAUGCCGGUUAAUGUAGAACAAACAAAACAUGUCGAACGCGCGAUGAGAUAUCGUCCUCGUAUACACUCUGUGGCAAAUGCAAAUGCUCUAUUCCUUCGUCCUUACAAUACAUAUGUUUCAAGCACAACACGAGGGGUCUAAAACUGCAAUGCAAUUAUGUUUAUUGACAAGACGAUAUUUACUUGCUCUAGAUACUUUAUGAAUCUUUUAUGGGGUACAAUGCCCCAAGGAGGAUAGAAACUGCUGUGCGCGCCAUAAAACUACAAUCAUUAGCUGUAUAGUUUGUGAAUUUUGCUCGAUUUUGUAUCGCUUUUAUUUCAUGCUGUUAAACGCUUAUAUUAGAGCAUACCUUUCGGAGGUGAUAGGUACGUGGGAUAAGAAGCUAUUGGCCACGCACACCCACACACACAAACAAACAAACACAUAGACACACCGUUUAUGCUGUUGCUGCAUCCAUAUACUGUUACUUUUGAAAUGGAAAACCUGACGUACUUGAAACGAUGUGCAACCCGCUAAUAUCAUAGUUUAAGCUUUAAUUUAUUUAGUUUUACGUGCGCUAAGUGAAGUGCAACAACAAACGACUACUCACAAUAACUACCACAAUUAUUAUCCCCUUCCCAUUUUGUGGGUGGCCCCUGGUUGGAUUAUAAUUCUCGCUCGUAUUCGUAUAUUGCGUUCCUAGAACAACACAUUCUUAUGGCCGAAGCAGAACAGGAAUGCCGCAGGAGGAGUGUUUGUGUGCUGCGUGUGCAUAGUGAAAAACACAAAAAGGCAACAAAAUAUACAAGCAAACAAGAGUGAAACAUCUUUAACUGUAAAACAAUGACAUCAAACCAAAACGACACGGCACCUUAUAGCAUUAUAAGCAAAACUAACUAAUGUACGGCAAAUUGGGAGCGUAACGUACAAUACAAUAACAUCAUACAACAGCAACACAUGGUCUGCAUAUCGGUUAAACCCUUUUUUAGAAACCAUUUAAGAGAAACCAUAAUCUCCAGAAUCCGUUCUGCUGCUCCGUUGCUUGUAUAAACUUUCUAAAAAUCCCCCCGAGAGAAAAGAAAAAACAUACAGCAACAAAACCGUUUGCUGUCGAUUGUGUUCCAGUUUAGAGUAGUUAACAAACAUUGUUUUGUGCUUUAAUUGUUUUGUAAUGUGCGCGUGGUAUGGUAUGGUAUACCAUUUGCCACAGUUUCCAUCAUAUUUUUCUUUCUAGCUCAGAUAAACGUGUAUUUAUACAGAUAUAUACAACACCAUAUUCUGCUCAUAUUGUUUUUUCUUUUUGUGCUCGAAAGGAAAGCAAUGUUAGACGUUAAAAAAAGAAAGACGGAAGAAUUUAUUUAUACACCAUAUCUUUGUAGAAAUAUUCCAACUUGCAGAAGAGCAGAAGAGAUCACGCAAAAGUAAACAAAAAUACAAACAAAAAAAUGCCAAGAUCAAUCAAACCGCGAAAUACAUUAAGCAUCAGAGCAAAAAUGUGUCUUAUAGUAUGAACUCCAAUCCAAAAAUCAACAUAUUACCAUUCGUAUGCAGAGAAUGAAUGAGAGUUUUGAGUUGCACUUUUGCACAUUGAUUUAUCAUUGAGGGACAUUUAGGAAUUUACAUUCUGUGCAGAGUGAAGCCUGCUAAUUUUAAUGUAGGUGAGAUUUGUGUUGGUGGCAUGGGUGGUACGGGAAAUAUAAUCCAAAGCAGUUUUAUCACGAAACACGUCAAUGCCAUCCCAAGGGAGCGCGCUUUAUCGAUUUAAAGAUCAGACGAUCAGAUCUCACUUCUCUAUCGAUAGUCGAGCAUCUCGUAACAACGAAGGAUUAGAACAAGACGGCUCGUGUCCUGACAUGCAAUUUUGGGACUGAUUGUUAGGACCCUUUCUAAAACAGAAAGAGUGAUACGCAUCUUCUUGUGCGAUCAUAACGAUCACAUACGAACACGCUCGGCAGUGCUGCCAUGUGCAUUAUGUGCGCAUAAACGCGCAUUCUGCUGUGUUGGAAUGAGAAUCGUAGACUAUAUUCACUUUAUCGCUCCUUCAAUUCCUUUUGUGUUUGAAGCCAUCGUAUACAGAUUUUUUGUGAGCGAUCAACCUCCCAGCUAUUUUGCUAAUUCUUCGCUUUCGUGCAAGUCAAUGAAAAAAGGUGCCAUUAUGUUUACCAUACGCAAACACACACUGUUGUUGUGUGUAUUUUGUUUCGACAUUAGUGCAUUACAUCUUUUCUGUUAGUUUGAACAUUUGGGAUAAAGAACGAUAGGGAAAACUGAGAGAGAGCUAUUGAAGCGAGAUAAACCAACCCUUUCAUAAAAUAGAAAGGGUUGUUAGUUAAGGGUGGACAAAGGUGUAGUAGUCGAUCGGCACUUAGUGAAUCGGGUAGACGGAACAUCAGUGCUGUGUGCAUCGUGUGUGGGAAAGUGUGAUUCGCUCAAACUGCCUAGCUUGAUAGGAAUGAUCAAAAGGGCAAUAUUUUCUGUUAAUUUCUUAGCAAAUGUAGGGGAAAGAGGAGGAACUCUGGGGGAAAACCCGAACCGAAGUGAACACACCGCAACCAUCUGAUACUCACAUUUUCUAAACACACCCAACUCCUGCUACUACGUCUACUAUAACUAUAACAGAACAAUGCAGCAACCAAAACCAGAUGGAACAAUACAAUAAUGAUAAUGAUAACGAAACAGUGAUUAAUAAACGCUAAUCGAUCUAAGCAAUGAAACUUAAAAACUGAGUAAAGGAUAUAGAUAAAAAAACACACACACAAACAAACGUGAAAAUACUGGUGAAAAUCAUUAGCUGUGUAGAGGUGUAGGAAAGGAUUAUAGCAAAAGCUGAAUGUAUGUGGUGUGGUGUAGAGAUAUAAAUCUAAAACAAAACAAAACUUUAUGUAUAUUUCAUUCGGUCAAACGAAGAAGAGCAAAAAACGGAAGAGGUAGCUAACUGCAACACAAAAGCCAGUUUCCGUCGUUUCGUUAGUUUGGUUGUUUGUUUUUUACUUUCCUCCAUAGCUUGAUAACAAGCAAACAAACAAGGUAGUGAGAGAAAUAACAAGCAAAUAAAUCAACACAGAACAAAAGCAACAAACAAAUAAAUGUAAAAAAAAAUAGAAAACCAAACAAAACUCAUUUAAAAAAAAAAGAAACCCCAAAGCGAUAAAUAUGAAACACACAACACUGAAUUAUCAAAACAAAACCUUACACACGAGACAAAACAAACAUACAACUAAUGGUGCAUAUUUAGCUGAGGAAUCAUGUUUUUACAAUAAUAUACAACGGACAAAAAGAGCGAAGGAUGCAACUCUGCCGAAAGCGGAUCAUUGAGAGAGAGAGAGAGAGAGAGAGAGAGAGAGAGAGGAGAACGAAAGUGUGGCCCGAAAAAACGUGGGUAGUUAGUGCGUAAAUUGGAAGUGCAGCGUGCAUAUACUAAAGUAAGACAGAAGCAGACAAAAUCUGGAUUAGGAAAGACAUGUGCGCAUGAAUGCGUUUGGGGAGAAUGAAUGGAAACUAUGAAAUAGAGGGGGAAUAGAAAGAUGGAAGAAAUUCAGCAGCAAGAAAACAAAAUAAAAAAGAGAGAAAAAAAAGAAAGAAAGAAAGAUAAAAACACGAACUUCAAAUGCGCAUACAAAUUUCACAUUGAAGAGACUGAAAUGCCAAAUUAAUCAUACCUUAUAGAGAACAAACAAACCAACAUUGUGUAGUAAAAAGAAAAACUAAAGCAAAUGGAAGAAGGAAACAAACAACAAAUGAAUUAAACGCUAAACAACAAUUAAGCACGCACACGUACACGAAAAACACUCACACAUACAUGCAUUCAACACUCACAAUAGGAGAACAAGGGCAGAGGAAAUUAUACGUGCUUAUGACGUUAUAUUGAGUCAAUCGAGACAUCAUCAAAUCAGCAAAAAAAACCCCCAGAGCAAACCAAACCGGGCGUGGAAUGAAUUGGAAAUGAGUGGAUCAAGGGGCGCAAACAUGUGAGCGAUUUAGUGCAACACUAAAAACAAGCAGCACACAUUACAGAGCAAUGCAAGUGGAAUAUAAACACAAAAGUUUUCGUAUAUUUAUGAUGGUGCAUACCGCUGUUCGGAGAUUGGAAAGAGAAGCUGAGAAAGCUGAACAAGUGUAUGAUAUAGAAAAGAAAACAUCAACCGAAUCCAACACGUGGGCCAGCGCCCAAUGUCGUGAGGGGAAAUAAAACGAUAAGCUGAGAUGGAAAUGCAAACAAACAAAAAACACACACAAAAACAAAUAAAAAAAAAACAGUAAUAAUGAUUAUUGAUAGCAAAAGUAAGACUUUUUCUGCAUACCCGACUCUAAUAGAGGAAGAGUUACAUUUAUAAGGUUCUUAAUGUUCAAUAAACGGUCAAAAUAGUGCA
Anopheles merus is the source of this 22415-nucleotide messenger RNA. Its product is annotated as protein Gawky-like. Lineage: Eukaryota; Metazoa; Arthropoda; Insecta; Diptera; Culicidae. The transcript is spliced from 10 exons. Gene Ontology annotation, biological process: miRNA-mediated gene silencing by inhibition of translation; positive regulation of nuclear-transcribed mRNA poly(A) tail shortening. Gene Ontology annotation, cellular component: P-body; nucleoplasm. The record is from RefSeq and is a predicted model, not a curated record. Gene Ontology annotation, molecular function: RNA binding; protein binding. Bases 4485 to 9539 code for a protein of 1684 amino acids.